Messenger RNA from Monodelphis domestica (gray short-tailed opossum), 8717 nucleotides. It is a transcript of the gene TOPORS, whose product is annotated as TOP1 binding arginine/serine rich protein, E3 ubiquitin ligase. Gene Ontology annotation, molecular function: ubiquitin protein ligase activity. Gene Ontology annotation, biological process: protein polyubiquitination; protein monoubiquitination; protein sumoylation. Lineage: Eukaryota; Metazoa; Chordata; Mammalia; Didelphimorphia; Didelphidae. Gene Ontology annotation, cellular component: nuclear speck; photoreceptor connecting cilium; ciliary basal body. The record is from RefSeq and is a predicted model, not a curated record.
AAAUUAUUAUUUUUGUCUGUUUUUAGGGUGAUAAAAUGGGCAGUUUGACACAGUUUGCCUCUCAAAGAUGAAUUCCCUCUAUAGCUGGUGCUGAUGAAAGUGAGGCACGAGAUAAAAGGAAAUAAGCAUUAAGUGCCUACUAUGGACCAGGGCACCAUGCUAAGCACUUUGCAAACGUUAUCAAACAUGAUCCUCACACCCAUCCUAAAAGGUAAUGGCAUCAGCAGCUGAAGAAUUUACAGUGGACAACAACUUUUCACCUAAAGCUGGUACCAGCAAAUUGCAGUGGACAGUUCCAGCUGAUGCUUCUCCCGAUUCCAAGUGCCCUAUAUGUUUGGACAAAUUUGACAAUGUGGCAUAUCUGGGUCAUUGCUUACAUAAGUUCUGUUUCCGCUGUGUCCAAGAAUGGUCAAAAAACAAAGCUGAAUGUCCACUCUGCAAACAGCCAUUUCAAUCUAUCUUCCACUCAGUGAGGGCAGAAAAUGACUUUGAGGAAUAUGUCCUAAGACCCUCAUAUAGGAACAUGACCAAGGAAUAUGUUCAAGGAUCUUUUGCUAGUCCUGAUGGGCGAAGAUUUCGCUACCGAACAACUAGCUGGAGAAGGGAAAGAAGUGCUUCUGCUUAUUCCCAAAGGAGUACUUCUCUUCGAAGGACUGAAACGCCACCUGAUAAUGGAGUGCUAUUUGAAGGAUUAUCUGCCCCACCAAUACGACAGAGAGACAGUGGAAUUCAUCAUAUAUUGCGACAAGAAGGAAGAUCCUUGCGGAAAAUUCAAGAAUCAGAUAUGAUCAAUUUCAGAAGAACACUAUAUCGUUCUGGGAUUCGUGUUAGACAUAUACAAGAUGGUGGCCGCUACAGGGAUAUUUCAGCUGAAUUUUUCCGUAGAAAUCCUGCUUGCCUUCAUCGGUUAGUUCCAUGGUUAAAGCGUGAACUAACAGUUCUUUUUGGAACACAUGGCUCUUUAGUCAAUAUUGUUCAGCACAUCAUCAUGAGCAAUGUUACUCGUUAUGACCUAGAGAGUCAAGCUUUUGUUGAUGACUUAAAACCUUUUUUACUUAACCGUACUGACCAUUUUUUACAUGAAUUUAUCAGUUUUGCUCGAUCUCCAUUUAACAUGGAGGCUUUUGAUCAACAUGCUAAUUAUGACUGCCCUGCACCUUCAUAUGAGGAAGGUAGCCAGUCAGAUUCUUCAGUUAUUACUAUAUCUCCUGAUGAAGCAGAUAAUCAAGAACUAGAUGCUAAUACAUUGGCUGCUAGUCAAGCUCCAUGGGAUGAUGAAACUCCAGGGCCAUCGUAUUCAAGCUCAGAGCAAGUUUAUGCAUCUGUGUCUUCCCCUUUAAAUACUUCUGACAGUUCGGAUGAAGAACUUUUAAGAAGUAGACCCCAGACACCAAUGGGAAUAGACCCCCAUCAAGACCUAAAUGAUGAUGUUGAUUCUUCAUCAGAUAAUUGUGUCAUUGUUGGAUAUGUUAAACCAUUAGCUGAGAGAACUCCAGAACUUGUUGAAUUGUCUUCUGACUCCGAAGAAUCAGAAUCUGAGAAAAAUGAAUUGGCAAAGAAGCCAGAUCCCAGCUCCUGUGAUAGUGAUUUUAGUUCAUCUCCACAUUCAUUUGUUUCAAAAGAUGAGCAAAUAAAUAAAAGUCAUUAUAACUCUGAUAGCUCACCCUCUCCCUCUAGUAGGAUACUUCGAUCAAAAAAAGAGAAACGAUCAGUUUCAUCAUCUCCCAGGGGCUUGAGUUCAUCAAUGACAGUAGAAAGAGUAUGUUCUCCAUGUAGUCAUAGAUUGUCCAAAAAGAGGGGAAGAUCAAGAAGUUCAGAUUCAUAUUCUUACAGCAGAGAUGGACAUGACCGAAAGAGCUGUAGGAAACAUCGUGGAAAGAGACGGACAAAAAGCAGACGAUCAAGAAGCAGAGAGAGUAGCCAACUUAAAGACAGAAAAGGCAAGAAGACAUCAAGAACUAGAGAUAACAGUUGGUCUAGAAAAAGCCAAACAGUAUCUUUAAGCAGUGAAAGCACUGUUUCUAGAGAGAGAAGCAGAUCAAGGUCCCGUAGCAGUGAUCAUGGUAAAAGAAGAUCAAGAAGCAGGGAUAGGGACCGAUAUUAUUUAAGAAAUAAUUAUACAAGACGGUAUCAAUGGGAGUAUACUUACUAUAGUAGAAACAGAGAUGGCUAUGAGUCAUCAUAUAGGAAGAGAACUCUAGCUAAAGCUCAUUAUCCUAGAAAAUCUUCUAGCCCAGAAUUUAGAAUUCAGACCUUUUCAGAACGCACAAAUGCUAGGAAGGAGAGUAGUCACAAUGAAAGGAGGCAUUACCAUAAUGAGAGGCACAGGUCAAGGAGUCGGUCCAGUAAUACAAGGGAUGUGUCUGUUGGAUCUGACCGAGGGAGAUGUGAAAAACCUGGGGGAAAACGAAAGUACAAAACUCGGCACUUGGAAGGUACCCAUAAAGAGACUGAACAGUCUUAUGAAGAUUCUUCCAAAGGAAAGGAAGAAUGUUUUGAGAAAUCUUCUAAAUUUUGUGAAAGCUACAAAAAUGAAAGUGACAGCUUUUCAGAUAGAUCCAGCAGGGACAGACACAAGAAGAGGAAAAAGAGGAUCCGAAGCCCAAGUGUAGAGAUAGUUUAUGAAGGCAAAACUACUGACACAAGUAGACAUCAUAAAAAGAAAAAGAAAAAACAUAGGAGAAGACAUAAGAGACAUCAUGCAGGUAAUUCUUUUCAGUCUUCUCCAAUUGUGAUUACAAUUGAGACUGAUAGUGACAAGGAACCAGAAGUGAAAGAAAACUUUGAGUGUGAUAGUCAUGCCACCUUGAUUACUCAGUAUAAUAAAAAGGACUCUUUUUCUCCUGUACGUGAACUGAUUAAAAAGAAAGAUAAAUUUGCUCUAGAUGAUGAAAUUACUAUCUUGGACAAGGAAUAUGAAAUCACAUGUAAUGGUGAUUUGGAUAAUGACACCAAGAUUGUAGAUAAUUUUCCAUUCCAGGAAACCUCAAAUGAACAUUCUUCUGAUAUGGGAGAGAGCAACUUUGUUUCUGGUAUGACCAACCUGCACAGUGACAUUGAAUCUAUAGAGAUUGAACCAUCUGUACAGUUGCCAUCUCCAAAGUCCUCAGUAAUAGAGACUUCUCCAGAAAGACCAUCAUUAAUACUAAGACUGCCAAAGCAUCUGAUAGAGAAAUCUUGUAUUGGUCAUGAAGAAAAGACAUAACAUGUUUUACAUUUAACGAAGAUAUUGUAACGAUGAAAACUUCCUGGUGAAGAUAUUUUUUUCUUCCCUAAUUUAAACUCCUUAAAGUGAUUUUCAAGUUAAGGUUUUGUAAGAGCAUUUUAUUCAGAAAGUGAACAAAACUCCAAGAUGAGCACUUUUGAGUAAAAAAAAAAACCAACAAAAAACAAAAAAACCCUUGCUAACAGUUUAUUUAAAACUUGUAUUCUUUUUUCUAAAUAAAAAUGUAAAAUUUAGAAGUUGUAAUUCAUAAAGCCAUAUUGAAUUCUCAUUCUGGAAAAUAUUCAAUGGAUAUUUUAAAAUUAUGAUUUUUAAGAGAGAAUUAUGGAAAUUUGCUUACAAAACUUUAUCAUGGGCAAAGUUGUUUUAUUUUUUUUUUAGAAAAUUUUUAUGAUUUGAAAAAAGCUUUGAAGGUUAAUUCAGACUAUUUUUAGCUGCAUGACUUGCUUUGACUUCCCCUUAAGAAUUAAGUUUUCAUUUUUUUUAUACAUGUCUAACUUGACUGCUAAUGAAAUUUGAAUUCAGCAAAAAGCUCAAUAAAGCAAUAAUAUUUUAACCAAAAAAAAAUCACAAAUUUCCCACCAUGAUAUUUUUUUGGUAGCAUAGCAUGAAAUGCUUGAAUUGAAGCUUAAUCCUAGAAAAUUUCUGAUGGUAAAGCUGUCAUUUUUCACACUUUAUUUUAAAUGUUUUUUUUAAAGUUAUGCACUAUUUUACAUAUUUUAUUCAAGAUUAUAAGUAUAACAUUUGUUUCCUCCUAAAGAGCUUCACUUUAAUUUUGUGAAAUACUUUAGUUUGGUAUCAUAUUUGGUAUCCUCAGUAGGAAAUGUUUCAUCCAUGGUCUCUCAACUUUGUUUUAUAGUUGAGAAAAUAACCAUUCAUUUUAAAUACAGAUUUAGAGGUGAGCAGCAGCCUCUGGAUUUAUUAUGAAUUUGACCUGUGAGUAGUAAUAGUUUCUUCAGCUUGGAGUUAAAAAUAAUGUACAAAUGGGAAAAAUUAUUUUAGAGGUGGUAAUGAGAAACAAGUUUAGUUCAUAAAGAAAGGUAGAAGGAAGAUUAUAGAGAAGGUUGAGAUAAUCAAAUUUACAAUUUAAAAGGAUUAUGGUGUUUUAAAAAUUAAAGUUUUAAGGGUAUAUUUGGGAGACAAUUUCCUUUAUCUGAGAUAUUUCAUAUUUUUUUCAAAUUAACAAUUUCUUAGUAAUUUGGACUCAGUGAUUUUGUUCUUUUUAAUAUAAUUUGUGAUUCAAUAACAGCUUUAACUUUCAUUUGAAUGUAUCAGCAAGUGGUCUGUAAAAUUUUUUUUAAAUGUGCUGAAGAAUUCAGUACCUAUUUUUGGGCAUAUGUAUCAAAAUUACCAUCUUUGAAUCCUUUUUUGGUUUAAAAAUACUUUUUAAGUUCUUAUACAUAUAUAAAUUUUGAGAUUUUUGUCUUUGCUUUUCUGCUCCUUGCUAUCACAAAAUUGGGCUUCUGCAGAUGUCUCUGUUUUGUCUCAUUUUAGUACUAGUCUAUAGAACACUCAGAUCAACGGACAUUAAGUGCCUACAUAUGAAGAAUUGUCCUUCAGGGUUAGAAGAACAUAUAACAUACAAGUCCUUAAUGUUAUGGAAUCUGGAGGCUUACAAACUAGGAAAGAAAGAUAUAUGACAUAUAAAAUAUAACAUUAAAUGGAACGAUUGCCUAAGUAUACAGGAUUAUAUAUUAUUUGAAGUCCAUAGAUUAGGUGGCAUUUGAGCUGUCAUGAAGGAUGGGUAGAAUUUCAUCAGGUUUCAGAGAAAGGUAAACAGCCAGGAUAUAGGAUUGGGUGCUGUUUAGUGUUGUUUAAUAAAGGCUUGGAGAUGGAAGAUCCCAGAAUGUGUAUAGGGAGAGUAUAGUAUUUUUUAAAUGGAGCAUAUGAUAAUUUAUUACAGUUUAUUAAAACCAUUCUAGAGCAUCUAUGUUUGAGGAUUUAAAUGUCUUUUUUAGUUUCUCAGCUUUUAAAAAAAUGUAUAGUGAGUUUACACUUCUGUGAUCCUUAUUAUAGUAGCAUUUAAAAUUAACUCAGUCUUUGUGGAUUUAAAUGUUUUCCAAUUUCUUAGCUAUUUCCUUUUCAAUUUUUACUUUUCUCAGUUUUGUUCUGUAAUUUUUAAAGAAUCCUAUAGAAAAUCUGUCUAUAUACAUAUAUAUAUGAAAAAUAGAGCACCUUUAAUACAGUAUUAGGAGCUUAAUAAAUAUUUGAAUGAAAGAAGUUGAGGAACCCUGAUUCUACCACUUAGUUGUGUGACUAGUGAAAGUACUUACUUUUUCUUUACCUCAUUUUCUUAUUGUUAAAUUAUAAGAUUGAGAUAGAUCAGCAUUUCUCGAACUUUUUUGGUUUCAGGACCUUGUUACAUAUUUUUGAAAUUAUUGAGGACCCCAAACAGCUUUUGUUUAUGUGGGUUGUAUAUGUCAAUAUUUGUAGUAUUAGAAAACCUGAUAAAGUUUUAGAGUAUUCAUUAAAAAAUGUAAUUAAAAAUUACAUGUUGACAUAAAUAUCACUUUUUAUGAAAAAUGUAUUUUCAGAAUCAAAAUUUAAGAGGUAUUCUCAUCUGCUACUGAAUUCAGUCUGUUGAGAUACUGAAGUUGGGAAAGAAGAGUAUUUUAAUGAGCAAAUAGUCUUAGUAUUAUGAAAUUGGUUUUGAUCUUGUGGAUCCCCUAAAAAUUAUUGAUUUUUGCUAAGGUUCUUUCCUGUUUUAAUACUUAAUGAUGGUUUCCAUGACCUACCCCUUUAUUUAAAUUCCGCUUUAAUUUUCUAUUCCUUUGCUAAUCUGUAUGUUCUAUCAACAAAUGCUUUAGUUAUCAUUAUUAAGCAUACUUCUCUUCCCCUUUCUCUUUAGAUGAUAUUAUGGAAGUUGCUAAUUACUGUCUUCAUUUAUAGAAUCAUAGAAUCUCAGAGUAGAAACGACCCUUUGAUCCAAUACAUAGCUGAAGCAAGAAUCCCCUUUAUGAUAUUUCUGAGUGGUGAUCUUGUAACCUCAUUUUGAAAACCUCUAGUGAUGGACUUUAUCUCCUGAGUUCCACUUUAUAUAUACAAAUGUUAGUUAUAGUGAUCUUAAAUCAGCUAUCUCCUGAUGGCCAAGAACAAGUUUAGUGCUUUUUCAACACUAUUGUCCCUCAGAAAAAGUCAUGAACAAAUUCAUCUUAACUGAAAAAGGUUUUUAUGGACUAAACAUUGACUUCCCAGUUCAUUUUAAUUUGUUGUGUUAUGAUGGAACAAGUAAUGGUUGAUUUAGGCCUGUGCUCAUUUGAGUUUGUAGCUUGACUGCUUGCUAGAAUUAAAGAAAUAGAAUUGGAAUUUCUGCCAGCCUCUUUACACCACGUGGGAAGAGCUAAUCUUAUCCUUAAAAGUUUUGAAAUUGUUCUUGACAUUCAAAUGGCUCAGGCCUUUGACUGACUUGGUCACCUGAGUAUAAAAACAAAAAAAGCUGGAAUCUCCAUUAAGGUCCAGAGGCUGGACCUGUGGACUUGGGCAACUGAAGCCCAGGAAGCUAUAUUCAUUUGAAUCAGUGCCAUAUCACUAUUGGAAUAUUCCUUUUCCCUCCAUUUCCCCCAUGAAUAACAUUUGCACAGUGUCUCUAGCCUGGAAGGAAAAAAAUGUUGCAGCAUAUAGCAAUGCUAUUUAAAUGAUAAUUUUAAAAGGACUCCUUCCUUGUAUAAGUUCUACUGCCACAAAUACUGGUUCAGUUUCUGAUAUCAAGUCCCUAUUCCCUCUGGUGAAGUAUGAAGGUACCUGAGGAUGGUUAAGAUGGGUUUAUGAGAUUCUUGGGUUUGAAGUAGUGAGACAGAAACUCAGACAAAAAGCACGAUCUCCUGAUUUGGUUCAAGGAUAAAGAAUAUCCUGGUGAGCGUAAAGGCAGAUUCUUUAAUGUACCUUGCAAUCAGAACUGGCUAGCUUGAGGAUGAAAAAAAAUCAUUUAUAUAACAUCUGUGUGCCAAGGACUAUCCUGAGCACUUUAUAGAUCUCAUUUAAUCCUCAUGGCAACCCUUGAAGGUAGGUGAUACUAUGUUCAUUUUACAAUGGAAGAAACAGGUAGUAGAUAGAGGGUAAGUAACUUGCCCAAGUCACACAGCUAGCAAGUAUCUUGAGCCAAAUUUGAACUUGGAUCUCAUGACUCUAGGACUAACAACCCACUACACCAUCCAGCUGCCUCUAGAAACUGAAGAGCACAAGAUUUAAUUUAAUAUGUUAUCUCAAUGCAAAUAAGCUCCCACACCUUUUUGCCCUACUGUCAUAUCCCAUUUCCAGUCCAGUCAAUGGACAUCUACUUAUCUCCUUUUUACAUGACCCAUGGCCAUCUCAUGUCAAAGAAAUAUUUUACCGAGAAACACUUUCAUAUUUCUGUUAUGGAUCCAACCCAGACUUGCACCUUUACCUUCCAUUGUUUCUCAUGAUUCAUUUCCAGUCAGUUGCCAACCUACUCACAAGAAUAUCUCUGAUCCCUCACAUUUGCCACCACCCUAGUUCAGGCCCAUAUCACCUUUCCUAGAUCAUUGCAGUUUCCUAAUUGGUCUUUCUCCAGUUUCUCUUUACCAUCCUUCACACACACAGUUUGUCAAAUUGAUAACUGUUAAAUUCUACUUCAGUAGCUCCCUACUAAUAGACUAAAUUUGUAAAAAUUCUUUUUGGCAAUUAAAGCCAAAGCUCAUGACAACUGAUCUUUCCAGACUUCAUCUUCAAGUUACCUUCAAGUUUUAACUAAAGUGAAACUUCUGUGUAUACAAUUUGUCCCCUAUUCUUUCCUUUUGGAAUCCCCAGCUUUCUUUCAUUCUCUGCUUGUGGUGCCAAUCCUAUUAUAUUGACCUUUGAUGUUCCCAGUUGUCACUGUUCUUCCAUCAGCCCCCGUCACUUUGUAUAUAAGUAAAACUGUAAAUAUUUUGUAUUUAUGUAUGUUCAUGUUGUUCUCUUCACCCCUACCCCUGUAGAAUGUAAACUGGAAGGUGGGGGGGACUGUUUUACAUUUUUGUUUUUGAAUCCCCUGUGCCUGACACUUUGGGUGUUUAAAUGCUUGUUAAAUUGAAUUGACUUGCCCAGAGGGUUGAAUAUGGUAAUUAUGUCUGGAACCUGGGGAAAUGGCAGCUUUGGAACUUAUCCUCUCAGGAGUCCCCCUAUAUGCUCACCCACAUUCCACCAACCAUAUUCUUGACAGCCUAACCAUGACCAAGUUUAAGGUUUUAGGUCCUGAAAUAGCCACUUACACCAGUUGGGAACCACCAGCUACAAUUCUGCUUAGAUGGACCAGCAGACUUUACCGUCUAAAUUGAUCAUGAAAAGAACCUAUGGGCUUUACUGUUUGUCCUCUUAUUCUGUCCUCCCCCAGAUAUUACCAUCUGCCUUGCAGUUGAAUCCUCCUAUAUAUGUAUCAUCUCUACCAAUUAGAUUGUACACUCCUUGAGAGCAGGGACUGUCUAGCUUUUCUAUUUGUAUUCCCAGUGUUUAACAAUAGUUGAGACAAGUUGUUAAUAAAUGCCUUUUCAUUCAUUCA